Molecule: messenger RNA, 1305 nt
Organism: Chelonia mydas (Green sea turtle)
Lineage: Eukaryota; Metazoa; Chordata; Testudines; Cheloniidae
Product: NKG2-D type II integral membrane protein-like
Exons: 7
Coding region: 252-821 (189 amino acids)
Source: RefSeq, a predicted model, not a curated record
GCCACUCUCUGUCUCCACUGAGGAUUUUGAGACAGGACUAGACGGGUACGCCUCCUAAAGUUCUGUUCCAGGACUCCUGCUCACUGACCCGAAAACACCUCUACAGUCUUGUAGAACUGCAGCUGGCCUGUAUCAGAACCCAGCUCCAGGAUGAUAGCUGUGGAAUCCUCACCUAAGGAGAGCGAGACUGUUUGAAUUUUCACCAUGCUUCAGGAAGAAGGGCUGGGGUCUUCUGAACUUGCCCACCAGAAAUGAGCGAGCAGGAAAUAACCUACACUGAACUGAAAUUUCACACUCCUACUCAACAGCAAAUGUGGCAAAGAGCUGAGAAGACCAAGACCAAAGAUUUUCCUUCUCCAUCUUCCCCAUGGCGAUAUGUUGCAGUGAUUCUGGGCAUCCUCUGUGUAGUAUUGUUGGGAGCUGUGGGGUUCCAGAGUGUCAAACGAGACAACUGCAGCCUUUGCCCAGAAAACUGGAUACAGCAUGAGGAGAACUGUUACCACUUUUCUACUGAAUGGAAAACUUGGCAAGAGAGUCAAGAUUAUUGUUCUUCUCGGGGCUCCAGACUUUUGAAGAUACACAGCAAAAAAAAACAGGAUUUCAUAAAGCCUCUAGCAUUUUCUUAUCACUGGAUCGGAUUAUUCCGUAAUGGGAUCAAUGAAUCCUGGGUUUGGGAGGAUGGCACAGCUCUAACCCUUAACCUGUUUGCAGAACAUCCAGAUUUUAACAGCGGUGACUGUGCAGCUUUCAGAAUUGGAGAAGCCCACUCCUAUGGUUGUACACAAUCAAAACCCUAUAUUUGUGAGCAGAGGGCCACUUAGAUGAAGCCUGUUAUACCAGCAUAAGAAAGACUGGAGAAAGACACUGAGGCUUCUUCAGUGGCCCUCAGUGCCUCACAGAGGCACAACAAUUCAUGGAGCUCUUGGUAACUGGAACUUUUAUGUUGCCCUUUAACAAGGGGCGGCAUGUGCUCCCCUCCUUGGCUGAUCAUGGACCUGUUUCCUCCCCAACCCUUUUGAGGUGAUUAGUGCAGCUAGCUGCUUGAGGAAGGAGCACAUCUUGUUAUGCGGGGAAGAGCAAGAACUACAAUGGCCAUUCCCUGCCUGCACGCUCAUGCAGAAACUGAUCAAAAAUCUUGUCCAUAAUAAAUCAUCUCCAUUUUCUGACAGAUUUUCUUCCCAGCUGAAAAUUACUAGUUGUAUAUAGAUGGUUCUUGUUACCGAGAGAUAUGCAUAGAAGUCCCCAUUUUGUGGGUCGGUCUUAUUAGUCCUGAUUAAACUGACCAUAUUUUUGUUGUUUAAAAAA